AUGAAAAAAAAGACUAUUCUUUGUAUUUGUUUAUCGUCCGCUUCUUUGACUUUUUAUAAAUUGUCUUCAUAUAGAGCACGAUAUCUCCAUUCUCUCUCUCCCUCCCCUCUCUCUCUCUCUCUCUCUCUCUCUCUCUCUCUCUACAUUGCAGUCAGCGUGAUUUUUGUUACAUCCCAAUUGAUCAUUUUCCGCUCAACUUUCAUGAUGGCCUCAUUCUGUUUUUACCUUCAUCAUCAGCAACAUCAUCAACGGUGCCUUUCUUUGACUAAGACUUUUAACUCUUUCUCUGAUUCCUUUGGAAGCGACAUUAUAAUCUCGCCCAUCACGAGAAAACCAUUUCCUUCUUCGUCCCUCGCAUCUUCUCCCCUUCUUCCCCUCCUCCUCCUCCCCAUCCUCCUCCUCCCCAUCCUCCUCCUCCCCUCCUCCUCCCUCCCCCUCUUCUUCUACUUCUUCUACAAAGUUUUUAUUGUUUAUAGUCUCAUCUCCUCUCGUCCUCUCCUACACUCUUCUUCUUCUUCUUCUUCUUCUUCCUCUAACCUCUCCUCCUCUUUCUUCUUCUUCUUCUUCUUCUUCUUCUUCUUCUUCUUCCCCUUUUCUUCUUCUAUAAAGUAUUAUUUAUUGUUUAUCAUCUCAUCGUCUCCAUUACAUUUUUCCUCACACUUCUUCAAAGUAUUAUUUAGCGUUUAUAUUCUUAUCCGCUCCUCCUCCUCCUCCUUCUUCUUCUUCUUCUUCUUCUUCUUGACUCAAUAUUUCUUUUCUUCUGUGGUUCGACAAGAACAACAAAUAUCUUUCUGCAGACUCUUCAUCUUUUUUUGUAUAGGAACACGGCUGACGUCAAUUCUUACCAUUUGUUGA
Molecule: messenger RNA, 855 nt
Organism: Acanthosepion pharaonis
Lineage: Eukaryota; Metazoa; Mollusca; Cephalopoda; Sepiida; Sepiidae
Source: the annotation of a GenBank genome assembly